AGGGAGCUCAUGCGAAACGCUUGCCCUCUUGCCAGCAACCCUUGUGAUGCGACGAGGAAGACUUGCGCAUUGGGAUCCGAAGCCACUUGGACUCAAACAAAUGCGGCUGCAGUUCGGGCACGUCUGAGCUCCAGCCAAUCCCGUGACUCGACGCGGCAGCCUGCGCCGUCGCACCCGACGCGGCUCUAAUAGAGUAUAGAGGGCCCCCCGCGAUGCAGCGGCGGACAGCGCUCGAGGAUGCCGACGUCCCGCUGGGGAUCGCCCAGCCCCAGCUGCGUCCUCCGCCCGAAGCUGUGGAUUUCAUCCCUGGCCCAGCAGCGGUGCCCCUGACACGCCUCACUCGGGCACCGGUCGCCUGGCCCCACCAGCAGGGCUGGCAGAGCGAUGCGGCGCCCCAGCACCAUCGGCAGCAGUUCCAGCAGCGGCAAGCCCAGCAGCAGCAGCAGCAGCAGCAGCAGGGGCAGCAGCAGUGGCAGCAGCAGUGGCAGCAGCAACGGCGGCAUCAGCAGCUGCAGUUGCCGCAGUCGGAAUGGUCGCAGCCGCAGCAGCAGCAGCAGCAGCAGCAGCAGCAGCAGCAGCAGCAGCAGCAGCAGCAGCAGCAGCAGCAGCAGCAGCAGCGCGAGCAGCAGCAGCAGCAGCAGCAGCAGCAGCAGCAGCAGCAGCAGCACCAGCACCAGCAGCAGCAGCAGCAGCAGCAGCAGCAGCAGCAGCAGCAGCAACAGAUUGAUCCACUCAGCCAGUACCCUCGGCAACGCCACAACACCUCGCGCUUGCAGCAGGCGCAAGAACAGCAGCAGAUGCCAUCCGCGGGCAGCCUCGACCACGCGCGCGGGGGCUGCAAGCCAUGCCUCUUCUUCGCACAGGCAGAGUGCCGGAAGGGGCACGAUUGCACGUUCUGCCACCUCCAGCACGACUCCAGGGACCUCAAGCGCGUCCGCCCCUCCAAGAAAACGCGCAGCUGGCUGGUGGAGCGGGGCAGGCAGCUGCCGCUGGAGGAGGACCACCCGCCCCCAGCGCAGGCGCAGCCUGCCCGCGGCAGCCGAGCGCAGCCGCCAGGGGGCCACCAGCGAAGACAGCCGGCGCGGCCGCUGCAGGGCGACCCCUCGCAGGGCCAGGGCGCCGAGCGCCUCUCCGCCGCGCCGCGGUGGCUCGCCGCUGCUGGCCCGCCGGCCGCCGCCUGCCCUGGCCUGCGGGCGAACGCCGAGCGCGCGCAGCCGCUGCCUGCCGCGGGCCUGUGGGCGCCCGUCGGCGAGCUCGCGCCCUUCGCCGCCGUGAGCCUCUGAGGCCGGGUGCUGCCGCUGGCGCAGCGGUGCAGCGCCGCCGCUGGCGGAGCGGUGCAGGGGUGCGGGCAGGAGCAGCGGUGGCCCUGCCGGUGGCGCUGUCGUUGGCGCAGCGGUGCAGGCCUGUGCAGCGGCGUGGAUGUAUAGAGUUCGUUUCCCUAGCCUGCACACCUGCAGCAGCUCACGCAAAAUCAACGCGUAACUCGCGGGCCGCACAGUGGCGGCACGCCAUCCCAGUCGCGCUUGAGAGCCGAGCCGAGAGUGGGCUCGCCGUGUGCCCGUCGCCGCAGCGCCGAGCGGUGCUUUCGAUGGCGCCGCCGCUCGUCGCUGCGCUGAGCGAUGUCGCCGCUGCUGCUGGGCCGUUUCGCAGGACUCUUGUCCACAGGGGCAGUUUCAGCACGCUCGGGCGCGCGCCGUCCCUGGACGUCGCCCCGCGCGGUUGGUUUUUGAAUUCUGGGGUUACGUCGGGCACGUCCCCUUACAGGAGGAAUAUUAAGGAAUAGGCCAGCGCGACCUAACUACUCUGGGGCCGAGGUCAGGGCGGGGAGGCGUGUGCGGCGAAUGUGCGGGCCGCCUCCUUUCGGCCACGCGCAUGCGCGCGGUCAACCCUUGGCCUGGCAGACGAGAACACAGUCUGCGUUCCACAGCCGACGGGUCCGCCCCGCCGGUGUCCUUCCUACCUUCGGGCACGCCCAGCUACUUCUUGGGCACCCCUCGAGCACUGUCAGCACGUCCGACCAGCUGGACACUGGCCUGGGCUGGUCAGGUGCUGGUGAGCAUGCUAGCAUGCUUGUCCCCGUCGUGGAUCUUGGCAUCGCUCGGACGUGUGCAUUUUUCUCGGCCAGG
Messenger RNA from Prorocentrum cordatum, 2126 nucleotides. NCBI's taxonomy places the organism in Eukaryota, Dinophyceae, Prorocentrales, Prorocentraceae. The record is from the annotation of a GenBank genome assembly.